GAUUCCCCUUCUGCUGCCUGCCACAGCCACUGCGAUCUCGCUCACUGCUUAAUGGCUUCCUCCGCCGCCGCUCUCCUUCUCAUGCGGGGCGCCCCGCUGCGCGCCCGAGUCCUGCGCGCGACCGCGGCGGCCCUGCCCCGGCGCUUCGCCUCGGGCCUCGUUUCGACCGACGAGUUCGUCUCGCCCCCGGCCGCUGCGUCCGCCGGUGAGGGUGCCCCGGCCACGUCUGGCGGCCCUAAAGGGCCAGUUGCGCCGCUGUAUAUGCAGGGGGUGCCGUGGGAGGAGCAGCCAGAGUACAGGCGAUGGAAGGAUAAGGAGGAGGAGAUCCUUAAGGACAUCGAGCCCAUCAGGAUCCUCACCAAGGAGAUUCUUCACUCCGAUAGAUACGGGGAUGGGGAGCGUUUGAGCGCUGAAGAUGAAAAGGAAGUCAUAGAAAAACUUCUCACUUAUCAUCCUCAUUCAGAAGAUAAGAUUGGUUGUGGUCUUGAUUCUAUAAUGGUCGAUCGACAUCCACAAUUCGGAAACUCAAGAUGCCUCUUUGUUGUACGAACUGAUGGUGGCUGGAUAGACUUUUCAUACCAGAAGUGUCUUCGAGCAUACGUCAAACGCAAGUAUCCAUCACACGCGGAAAAGUUCAUUCGUGAGCAUUUCAAACGUAGCUGAAGGUUUUAUUCUACCGGACACAUUUGUAACAUCUGUUGUCAUUCCCAAGAGUUGCCUGGAUCUUUCAUAUGGAUGAGAUAGUGAUCUCUUAAUCCUUUCUUUCUGCGCUAUGAACCCUCAGAUGUUCGUGAUCUGAUGACCAAAUGGAGUGAUGAUUUUGCAGUAGCAGCUGUAAUCAUUUUGAUGAACACAGAUGUAAUUGAUCAAAAUGCUUUAAAGUAGUCCCUUAUGAUUUUCCA
This is a messenger RNA of Musa acuminata subsp. malaccensis (wild Malaysian banana), 902 nucleotides long. Its product is annotated as protein DCL homolog, chloroplastic. Lineage: Eukaryota; Viridiplantae; Streptophyta; Magnoliopsida; Zingiberales; Musaceae. The record is from RefSeq and is a predicted model, not a curated record. Gene Ontology annotation, cellular component: chloroplast. Gene Ontology annotation, biological process: chloroplast rRNA processing; chloroplast organization.